GUCGGCAGGAAGGUCAGAGACGAGACGAAGAAGAAGAUGAAGCCAGACUUCUAGCGGAUCAGCUUUUUGCAGGUGACAGCUGCAGAAGAAGAGAAGAUCACUGCGAACCACUGACUGUUAAACUGAAAUAAGGCUGUGGUGGAACCCUGACCCCUGAUCGGAGAACCAUGUCUGAGCUGUCGGGGAAAGUCCAGUCUGUCCUGGGUCUGCUGGAACCGGACCAGCUGGGCCGCACCAUGACCCACGAGCACCUGACCAUGACCUUCGGGUGCUGCUACUUCCCUCCCCCCCCGGGCGACGAGGCGGUGGCGGAGAACCCGUUCCAGAUGCAGCACAUGCACUGGCUGAGGCAGAACCCCUACAGCUGCCACGAGAACCUGCUCCUGAUGCAGGAGACCGGCGCCGUGCGGGACGAGCUGCUGGCGUACAGGAAGGCCGGCGGGGGCACCAUAGUGGAGAACACCACCACGGGCAUCGACCGGGACCUGCCCACCCUCCGGCAGCUGGCCAAAGACACCGGGGUGCACGUCAUUGCGGGAGCGGGGUACUACGUUGACUGCACCCACUCUGAGGCCACGAGGGCAAUGAGCGUGGAGAAGCUCACGGACAUCAUCGUCGGGGAGGUGCUUCACGGCGCCGACGGGACGGACAUCCGCUGCGGUGUGAUCGGAGAGAUCGGCACCGGCUGGCCAAUCACCGAGAGCGAGAAGAAGGUGCUGAUGGCCACGGCUCACGCUCAGGCUCAGCUCGGGUGCCCGGUCAUCAUUCAUCCCGGCAGGAAUCCCGCCGCCCCGGCCGAAGUCGUCCGGAUUCUGCAGGAGGCCGGCGGUGACAUCGGCAAAACUGUCAUGUCUCACCUGGACAGGACUAUAUUUGAUGAGGGUGAACUGCUGGAGUUCGCUAAACUGGGGAGUUACCUGGAGUACGACCUGUUUGGAACGGAGAUGCUGAACUACCCGUACGACCUGGAGCUGGACAUGCCCAGCGACAGUCAGAGGGUGAAGACCUUGGCGUUCCUGGUGAAGGAGGGCUACGAGGACAAGAUCCUGGUCGCCCACGACAUCCACACCAAGAACCGCCUGACCAAGUACGGCGGCCACGGCUACUCUCACAUCCUGAACAGCAUUGUGCCGAAGAUGCUGAGGAGGGGCAUCUCGCAGCAGCAGGUGGACAAGAUUCUCAUCGGCAACCCCAAACGCUGGCUGACCUUCAAAUGAAGCCCAAGUCAAAAGAAGAGACGCGAGACAGGAGUUUUCAUGUAGCGAUUAUUUUAUCUCCCGCUGAUGGCCGAACACCCCAAAAAGCAUAUUAGCAACAUAACUCAACAAUAAUCACAGUUCAAAGUGAUUCCUAAAUGUGACUUUGAGCCCAAACCAAUAAAUUCACAGUUCACAUGUAUUUAAUGUUCACGUUUCCAAAUUUCAUAGCAAAGCAAAAUGUUUCAUCGCUUUGUAAAAGAUAAGUAGAGGCUGUUGUUUCACUUUUUAUAGACACGCUUUUUAAGUAGAACUUCAUUUUAUAUUGUGAUUAUACAUUGUGCACUUUCUAAGCAAAUUGAAUAUCAGACAGUGCUUCUAAUUAGCAGCGUUAUGUUUUGGUCCCAUCGAUGCAGGUUUUUUUUUCUUUCUUUCUGCAGGAAUGUGAAUUCAGUCUAAGACACAUUUUCUCUAUUUUUCUGGAGGUGAUGUCGACAGCGGUGCUCACACGCACGGUGCUAAUUCAUCUCUUGGUUUUCCGUGACGGCGCCGUAGCUGCUUUCUUUGUAUUUGUUAGUGACAUUUCUGCAAACACGCUUUACGGGAGGUAAAUAAUGAGCGCGUCGGUAAUCAGUAUGCUGCUCGGCUCUCGACACAAUGUGCCUCGUGUUAGAUGAGUUGUCCUGUCGCCCCUCAGUGGGUGUCUGGCUGUCUAUGGGAGGCUGAGUGUCUGGCAGGCCCAGAUGAAGGACAUGUUCUCCUCUCACCUGGAAACAGGUGGCCUCGCAGGGUGACUUCGCCACAUGAUCAAUGGCGUGAUCGCAACAGCUGACUGUGCACGUAUAGGAGAAAAAAAAACCCUGUUAUAACUUUUGAUUAAUCUUCCGAGGGGGAUUACAAAGUGAGCCGGAGGAUUUCAUUUUACAAUACAUUUAACAUUGGGGCCGACAGUGUUAUCUGGAGGGGUUUGACAAUCCGCGGGCAGAUCGAUGAAUGUUGUCGAGCUGGAGGAAACGUUUCUGUCCGAGCGACUGUCCACUUUUUUGUGAUGGUGACUAACUACCAGACCCCCCCCCCCCCCCCCGCCCCAACCAGCUGUCACAUCGAGACAGACAAGAAAAAUGAGUGGCGCUGAUUAUUUUUGAGAACAGUGCUUCAAUGUGAACAUCAGAAUGGCCCUUUACAGAUUUCAACUUCUCCCAAGUGUGCCCGAUGCUGCUUCAAGAGUUUCAAAUGUUAAAUCGUUAUAUUCAUGCAUCACUACAGCUUUAGACAUUUUCACCCAAAAUGCAACAACUAUCACAUAUUUGUUUUUUGAAAGAAUAAAGCACACACGUGGGACUAACAA
Molecule: messenger RNA, 2544 nt
Organism: Pleuronectes platessa (European plaice)
Lineage: Eukaryota; Metazoa; Chordata; Actinopteri; Pleuronectiformes; Pleuronectidae
Gene: pter
Product: phosphotriesterase related
Exons: 5
Coding region: 168-1217 (349 amino acids)
Biological process (GO): catabolic process
Molecular function (GO): zinc ion binding
Source: RefSeq, a predicted model, not a curated record